Messenger RNA from Acaulospora morrowiae, 2439 nucleotides. The record is from the annotation of a GenBank genome assembly. Lineage: Eukaryota; Fungi; Glomeromycota; Glomeromycetes; Diversisporales; Acaulosporaceae.
AUGGAGAGGCGAAAUCAAAUAAUAUUGUCAUCUAUCAUACUCAUAAUUAUAUUAGGGUUUUCGAUAAAUCAUACGACAAGAUGGACGACGCCAUCAUUAGAGUCUACGGAUGAAGGUGUUAGAGAAAAGGCGUUUUUUGCAUUAUGUAACAUGCAGUAUAUCUUCUCCUCAGAGGGCCAUGUAUUUCCAGGAGCAUGUUUGCCAUUUGGAAUGGUGAAAGUUGGACUUGACACUGACUUUAGUGGAGAGUUUCAAGCUGGGUACACGGUUACGGGAGUCAUCACGGGGAUUUCACGCACAUUUACAUGGGAAGCAAAAUAUGGUGUAAUCAGUCAACUUCCAAUUGUCGUAUCACUCUCUGAGAUUGAUCUUUCCGACAUAAAAUCGCCAAGGUCGUUUGAACGCUUUACACCUGGUUAUUCCAUAUUUGGUCUCAAGCGAUAUAACAUUACCGUAGAGUUGACAGCCACCCGACGAGCCGCAUUACAUCGAUACACUUAUCCCGAAAACGCUAAUAAUAAUUCUCAUGUGAUAAUUGACAUAUCUCACUUUUUGCACCAAGUUUGUCCGUGGUGCAUAGGAAAAUUCCAUGAUGGUACUAUCUAUUCUGUGAACAAUACUCAGGUAAAAGGCAUGGGUCGAUAUUCAGGCGGAUGGAACCAAGGUGGUCCUUACAAGGUCUAUUUCUGCUCUCAAUUUGAUACUCCGGCUAUAUUUUAUUCCACUUGGUGGAACUUUAUCAUCACGAACACAAGUUUUGAUGUUGGAGCAGAUGGGCAUCCUUUCGGUGCGAUUCUAACUUUUGAUACGAACAGUACACGUGUAAUAAGAUCCAGAGUUGGGAUCUCCUUCAUCUCGGCCACGCAGGCUUGCCAAAAUGCAGAAUCAGAGAUUCCGUAUUUUGAUUUUAUGCAAAUAAAGAGUGAGGCAAUUAAAGCUUGGGAAAGAGAGUUGGAGAAGAUAGUGGUCGAGGGUGGUGACAAUGAAACAAAGACAAUAUUUUACAGCAGUUUAUAUCGUACUAUGCUUAUGCCGAGUGACAGAACGGGGGAAAACCCAAAAUGGGAAUCAUUUGACAAGAAUGGAAAGAUUAUUCCACACUAUGAUGAUUUUUAUACUUUGUGGGACACGUUUAGAGUCACAAACCCGCUAUAUACUUUAUUCCAACCUAAGCGACAAGUUGACAUUGUUCGUUCGCUAAUUGAUAUUUACAAAAAUGAGGGAUAUAUGCCAGAUGGACGGAGUGGUAUGGAGAAUGGAAUAACCCAGGGUGGAUCAAAUGCUGAUAUGGUUUUGGCGGAAACAUUUAUUAAAAAUAUCGAUCGCAAUUCAGAAAUAGACUGGUCACUUGCCUACCAAGCUUUACUUGAAGAUGCUGAGGUUGAUCCUUGGAGUCGAGGUUUAUACGAAGGAAGGCUGUAUUUAAAUUGGUACAAAAAAUUAGGAUACAUUCCGAUACAAGUCCUUACCAGGAUGGGAUAUUUUUUAAGUCAGUGCAGCCGAACGCUAGAGUAUGCAGCGAACGACUAUACCAUCAGUUUGGUAGCAAAGGGCAUGAACAAAGAAAUGGACUACGUGAAGUACCGAAAUCGUUCCAGAAAUUGGGAAAAUCUGUGGUACCCUAAAGAAUUUCAGGGUUUUACUGGAUUCAUCCUACCCAGAUAUAGCGAUGGUAAAUUUUACACAGAAUGGAAUGUUAUGGACACAUACGGAGGACAAAAUCCGUUUUAUGAAGGCACCUCUUGGGAAUAUAGCUUUUAUGUUCCUCACGAUAUCAAAAAACUAAUUGAGCUCUCGGGUGGCCCUAUAAAAUUUGAGGAGCGUCUUGACAAAACAUUUAAUAACGAUGAUCCUUACAGAUUGUAUCUUAACGAAUAUUUUAACAUUGGAAACGAACCAAGUUUCUUGACCCCAUGUCUGUAUCAUUAUAUUGGGAAACAGUGGAAAAGCGUCAAACUAAUCAGAGAUAUCAUGAAAACCAUGUUCGGAAGUAACAGAUUUGGAAUCCCUGGAAAUGACGACUCAGGGGCGAUGGGGGCUUGGUACGUCUUUCAUGCGAUAGGAAUCUUUCCAAAUGCCGGCCAAGAUGUCUACUUUAUAAACUCCCCUCAUUUCAAAAACGUUACAAUUAAACUCUCCGAUUCGUCUGACUCAAUUUUAACAAUACUUGCAUAUAAUCUUUCCCCUACGAACAUUUAUGUUCAGUUAGCAAGGCUCAACGGAAAAUUUUGGGAAAAAACAUGGUUUAGACAUUCUGAUAUUGGUAACGGUGGAAAAUUAGAAUUGUGGAUGGGUGAAAAUGUGAGCGAAACUUGGGGAGUUGGCAAAUACUUAAUAUAUCCGCCAAGCCUGAGUGAUGAGGUUGUUGAAACCGGGCUUCCCUUUGUUUCUAGUAUCGAGCCCGACCUCGUGGUUGAUGAGGUUUUAGGGAAAAAGUAG